Ictidomys tridecemlineatus (thirteen-lined ground squirrel) is the source of this 6373-nucleotide messenger RNA. It is a transcript of the gene Appbp2, whose product is annotated as amyloid beta precursor protein binding protein 2. Lineage: Eukaryota; Metazoa; Chordata; Mammalia; Rodentia; Sciuridae. The record is from RefSeq and is a predicted model, not a curated record. Gene Ontology annotation, cellular component: Cul2-RING ubiquitin ligase complex. Gene Ontology annotation, molecular function: protein binding; ubiquitin-like ligase-substrate adaptor activity. Gene Ontology annotation, biological process: intracellular protein transport; proteasome-mediated ubiquitin-dependent protein catabolic process.
CGCACACGCAGUCCCGCCCCUGCAGAGAUCGGCGCUGGGACGGAACCCGGGUUCCUCUCAAACCCGGAAUGUGAGGCUUCGGCCCGGUUGUCUGCUGCUCCCUGUCCCGCUCUCUACCCGCGCCUGCGUCUGCUGCCGCUUCCCUGCAGCUCGCCCCCUAGGAGCCAGGGCUGCAGUGCCCCUCUACCGUGUGCCCGCGUGGCUGCCACCGCCCCUCCGAAUCCUCCGGGGCCGCAGAGGAGUUCGCUACGGAGGGAGGCGGGGGCCUUCGGGAGGAGGAGGCGGAGGAGGCGGAGGAGGGAAGGAAGAUGGCGGCCGUGGAACUAGAGUGGAUCCCAGAGACUCUGUACAACACCGCCAUCUCCGCUGUCGUGGACAACUACAUCCGCUCCCGCCGAGACAUCCGCUCCUUGCCCGAGAACAUCCAGUUUGAUGUUUACUAUAAGCUUUACCAACAGGGACGUUUAUGUCAACUGGGCAGUGAAUUUUGUGAGUUGGAAGUUUUUGCUAAAGUAUUGAGAGCUUUGGAUAAAAGACAUUUGCUUCAUCAUUGUUUUCAGGCUUUGAUGGAUCAUGGUGUUAAAGUUGCUUCAGUCUUGGCCUACUCGUUUAGUAGACGGUGCUCUUACAUAGCAGAAUCUGAUGCUGCAGUAAAGGAAAAAGCCAUUCAGGUUGGCUUUGUUUUAGGUGGUUUUCUUUCAGAUGCAGGCUGGUACAGUGAUGCUGAGAAAGUUUUUCUGUCUUGCCUUCAAUUGUGUACCUUACAUGAUGAGAUGCUUCAUUGGUUUCGUGCAGUAGAAUGUUGUGUGAGGUUGCUUCAUGUGCGAAAUGGAAACUGCAAAUAUCAUUUGGGUGAAGAAACAUUCAAGUUAGCUCAGACAUAUAUGGAUAAACUCUCAAAACAUGGCCAGCAAGCAAACAAAGCUGCACUCUAUGGGGAACUGUGUGCACUCCUGUUUGCAAAAAGUCAUUAUGAUGAGGCAUACAAAUGGUGCAUUGAAGCAAUGAAAGAGAUUACAGCAGGCUUACCAGUUAAAGUUGUGGUUGAUGUUUUGAGACAAGCAUCUAAGGCUUGUGUAGUAAAACGUGAAUUUAAGAAGGCAGAACAGUUAAUUAAACAUGCAGUGUAUUUGGCACGGGAUCAUUUUGGAUCCAAACACCCAAAAUAUUCUGAUACACUGCUAGAUUAUGGGUUCUACUUACUCAAUGUAGAUAAUAUCUGUCAGUCUGUUGCAAUUUAUCAGGCAGCCCUUGAUAUUCGACAGUCAGUGUUUGGUGGCAAAAAUAUCCAUGUAGCAACUGCACAUGAAGACUUGGCUUAUUCUUCUUAUGUUCACCAGUAUAGCUCUGGAAAAUUUGACAAUGCACUAUUUCAUGCAGAAAGAGCUAUUGGUAUCAUUACCCACAUCCUACCUGAAGAUCAUCUUCUUUUGGCUUCCUCAAAGAGGGUGAAAGCACUUAUUUUAGAGGAAAUUGCUAUUGACUGUCAUAAUAAGGAAACUGAACAGAGGCUGCUUCAAGAAGCUCAUGAUUUGCACCUGUCUUCACUUCAACUAGCUAAAAAAGCUUUUGGGGAAUUUAAUGUACAGACUGCAAAACACUAUGGUAACCUUGGAAGACUUUAUCAGUCAAUGAGAAAAUUUAAGGAAGCUGAAGAAAUGCACAUUAAAGCAAUUCAGAUUAAAGAGCAACUUCUUGGUCAAGAAGAUUAUGAAGUAGCCCUUUCAGUGGGACAUCUGGCUUCUUUGUAUAAUUAUGACAUGAAUCAGUAUGAAAAUGCUGAGAAACUUUAUUUGCGAUCUAUAGCAAUUGGGAAGAAACUUUUUGGUGAAGGCUACAGUGGACUAGAAUAUGAUUACCGAGGUCUCAUUAAACUUUACAACUCCAUUGGAAAUUAUGAGAAAGUGUUCGAAUAUCAUAAUGUUCUGUCUAACUGGAACCGGUUGCGAGAUCGGCAGUAUUCGGUGACCGAUGCUCUUGAAGACGUUAACACCAGCCCCCAGUCCACUGAAGAAGUGGUGCAGUCCUUCCUGAUUUCUCAGAAUAUUGAGGGACCAAGUUGCUGAGGGAGGACCUCAGUUAACCAAUUAUCUUUUCCCAGAUUCCAGGGAAUUCAUACUGUGAAAUCAAAACCAUGUUGUUUUUGGGGGCUGGAAUUUGCAUUGAAACACUGGUCCAGUCCAUUGAAAGCCCUAUUUUGGGUAAUCCCUAUCUUGCAGAGUGUCCGUAGAAUAAGCAUAUAUUCAGUUAUAUUCAGCAUGUAUCGCAUGUAUAAGUAGUCUGGCCCACAUUCUCAACCUAGUAGAACAAACAACAGAAACCCCCCCCCCUUUUUUUUUUUUCUUUCUUUUUAAAAAAUAAUUCGUUUUACAGAAAGCCUGAAAGGAAAAAAAAAAAAAAGAACCCCUAAAUAAAACUAUUUAAGAGUUUAAAAGAGUUGUAUUCUUAUUACGUAAGGAUGAUCUUAACAACUUUUUAACAUAAAAUUCUUCCAUGUGGAGAUAUUCAAUACUGUACUGUAAAGAAAUUUUAUGGGGAAAAUCUUUAUUUGCAGUAUAGAAAAGUUAAUACAAGUACUAAUAAAAGAGGGACAUCCUGACUUUAUGUUUGGCCACCUUUCCCAGAGAAGUGGAUACAACCACUCUAGAACUAUAUUAUAAGAGAAGGACUGUCAGAUUCUUCUGAACUGGACCAGUGUUGAUCUGUAAGUAAUAGAAAAUAUGAUAGACCAGCGGUUUUAACUCAUUUUUUUUGUUUGUUUGUUUGUUUGUUUUUGGUACAACAAUGCAAGAUGCUCUAACAAUGUUUGCUAACAGGACCAGGAGGAUCUAAAAAGGACCAGCCUAAAGGACCUGGUUAUUUGGACCAGAGGCUUUAGAUUAUUAUUUUAGCCCCUGCAUAUACUUUUAUCAAUAGAAUGAUUUCAUUUAGCUCUAUAAGGGAAAAUGAUAAUGCACAAACUACAUUCAUAUAAUAGAUACCGAACUAGGGAAAUUUGGUAAUUUUAAUGACACAUCUUUAGUCAAGGUACAUAGAUGGCAAUGCCAUAAGCAAGUCUAUAAUGCCUGCUGCAACUACCACCAUUAUUUAAAAUUUACUCUAAUAAUCAACACAAUAAACAAAUAUAUUGGCUAAGAGUCGUGAAAUAGCUCAUGUCUAGGUGGAAAUUUUAGGUUACUAUGUUAUCUAUGGGGAUAAUGGAAAAUGAAUGCCCAUAAAUAUGUCUUCUAAGAAAUUCCUUUAUUUUUAUGGUAUAUAAAACAGCAUCAUUUUAUCUGAAACCCAGUAGUCAAAUGGAGAGAUCCCCUAAUGAUAGUUGUAUUUCACCAAUUUGUCUUUCCAUUUAUUGGGUUCUAAUUUUCUUUUUCAUCUUUUUGUUCUUCUUGUUCUUAUUUUUUAAAGUAAGUCAGUUGGGUUAUUUAAUGUUGAGGUAAUGUUCAAAUUUGAGAAGUUAUGACAUGUAGCAAACCAAGAAACAAAGGUCUUUUGCUAUUACCUCAAUUCUUAUUAUAGUGGCCCAUCUGGUGCCUCUACAGUUAAGAAUCUGGGUUUCUCCCCUAUUUUCAGGGGUUCAUGACUUGGCUAAUGCUUGGAGUAGUCUGUGUGUGAGUGAGUGUGUAUUGAAUUUUGGUUUUUCUCUUAACAUGCAUGUUGGGUGAGAGGGGAAAUAAACCUAAAUUCACAUAGAGUACAGAAAAACUAAUUGGUGAUUUAAUUUUAAAUAUUUUUUUUAACUUCCCAACUUUAACCUUGUUUGAAACCGCUAUUUGCAUUUUUGUUAGUUAUGAGCCAGUGCAUUUAAAUUAUUCAGAGGUAUACCUGAAGACAUAAGCAAGCCCAGAUCCCUAAGAUGAUAAUUUUGUGAUUUAGAAAUCUGGAUUUUUUUUUCCUCAAAUUAUUCUCUUUAAAUUCUGGAAAGAAUAAAUUGGCAUGCCUGCAGUUUAUGAAUCUGGUCCCCCUCCCAGUUAAUUGCAGUCUGAUGCCAAGAGUCACCCUUUAUUAAUUACUAAAUAGUCUGUAUGACCAAGGACUAACAUUUUAAGUUACUCAGCUCUAUCCUCAUGGACCUAUAUAUUUAAUACCUCCAAAGAUAUUUUCAGGAUAGGCUUUGUAUACUUUUAUUGGUUAUUAGAGUCCUAUGGUAUAUUUCUGGUAUAGGAAUGUUGUGGUAAAUUGUUUUUCAAUAAAUAUUUUGAAACUUAUGUUUCCACAAGAAGUUUCUUUUUUUUAAUCUUUUUUAUCUUUUUUUGUUUUGUUUUUUCUUUUUUUCUUUUUGUUUUUUGUUUUUUUUGGGGGGGGGGCAGGGGGGUUUGUGCACAUACAACAUUUCCUAGGAUAAAAUCAAGCAAAAGACUUUAAAGCCUUAUCUUCCCUAACUCAGUUUGAAUUCAACUUAGCUCACACUCAGUGAUAAAGUGAUACAAUAUUUAGAAGACUUGGAUCACAGGGUGAUAAUGUCAACUGGCAGCCAGUGUCAUCUCCUACCCCAUGUUGUUAUUGGCAGUUUUUCCUUUUAAGUAUAGGAUUUAUCCCUUUAGUAAAGAUGUUGAGAGCAAAUUUGAGAAAUGAAUGCCACCAUGAUUUAUGACAUUAAGAAAUAAAACUAAAAGUAAUAAAAUUAUAUCCACAAUAACUAAAUUUUUUUACAUAUUAUGGGGUCCAGUGUAAGGAAGCCUUGGCCAACUUAAAUAUUUUUCUGGAAGCUUAAUGAAGUAAUGUUAAAUAAGGGCCUUUGGUCUCAUCAUUACCUGAGUUCUACCCAAAAAGAUUGGUGCUAUUCAAAUUGAGGGCAUCAGGGAGCUCUCACACACAUGCCAUACAGGUGGUCACUCACUUUCAACUUCAGUUUAAUAGAGCCUAUUCAGUUUUUUAGAGCAUAAUAUUUAUGGGUCCCCAAAAUGGACUUUGCCCAAAGAAUAAGGACCUUUACUACUAUCGAAUCUGUUCUUUAGUUAAGAAUGCACUCUCUAUUGCUUUGUAGUAACCCCUGCCCAAAUAUUGUUGCAUUUCGAAAACAAAGGAUUUAACAAGAGACCUUUGUUCAUAACCUGUAGGAUUUCACAAUCUUGCAAAAAUUAAGUACAGAAAGCCACAUUUAGUGGUGCAUGCCUAUAGUCCCAGCUAUUUGGGAGGCUGGGGUGGGUGGGAGGAUCACUUGAGCUCACAAGUUCCAGGCCACCAUGGGCAACACAGCAAAACCCCCAUUUUUAAGUACAAUGGCUGCAAUCUUAGAAAUAAUCAGAAUGCCAUUUGGCUUCUCUUUAUAGUGCAGACGGAAAGCUGAUCGGUAAACAUGCCUAAAACAUGAUUGAAGCUUUUGGCCAAAACUUUACAAACUUAAAAACAAUGAUUUGCUAACAGCAGGCAUUGUUAAUUAGCACUUAUUUUUAUGUUUUCCCCAGGAUUUGUAGCCUUUUUGUUUCCAGACUUCUUUUUCUGAAUGGCAAAGUUAUUACUGGAAAAAUACUUUAAAGAAUUUUGUUUUAAGAAUUUUAUUUUUGCUUUAAAAAUUAAUCCAUAUUUCACCUCUUGACUUUGGAGGACUUCAAGUUACCAAGACUUUUUUUUUUAAAUAUGAUAUUUGGAUUAAAUUCCAAUUUGAACACUUGUAAUUCUUUUGUCCACGAAUCUCAGGAAUGUUUUAGGUGGAAAGCUGGUUUUACCCUGUUGAUCUGAAGGAGUGUGCUUUAGGACUUAUUAAAUAAUACUAUUCUUAAUUGCAAUCCUAGGUAUCUAUAGCAUGAGUGGCCUUAGUGAGUUUGUUGAAGUGCACAUGUUUUUCAAAAGUAAAAUUUAAGAUUAAAUAUAUAUAUGCUAUAUAUAGAUAUCUAGAAAACUUGGUUUGUGGUGCACAGUUAAGUGUUGGAUCAUUAAAUAACCGUUGCAGGUACCAUUUGUGUAACAUCACUCAUUUCUGUAUAUUCCUUUUAUGGAAAGAUAUGUUGCCAUGGUAACUAAAACUUUUCAGUUUAGUUUUAUGAUGUGAGUGAAUGCUACAUUUUAUUAAAUAUUACCAGGUCAGUACUAUUUUUAUACUUUAUUAAGCAACAGGGGAUUUUAGUUUAAUAGCCUCAAAAUAAAAAGCUCUUAACGAACAAUAAAAACAAAUCACUAACAUUCUUUACAUGAAAGUCCCCACUACUAGUGCCACAGUAAUUUCUAUAGAAAUAACUAAGUUUAAUAGAUUUUUGAAGACAGUUCAUUGUGUCAGAAUGACCUUUCGUAUCAUUCUCACUGACUUGUAGUGCCCACCAUUAUUUGUAAUUAUUAAAUCAUACUAAGUAUGUUUGUAACCAGCAUUGUGAUAUAUUCUGUACUUGUAUUGCUAAAAACGAAUUAUUGACCUAAUAAAUAUAGUGUUCCUGCAUUCAUA